Molecule: messenger RNA, 3758 nt
Organism: Otolemur garnettii (small-eared galago)
Lineage: Eukaryota; Metazoa; Chordata; Mammalia; Primates; Galagidae
Gene: CALD1
Product: caldesmon 1
Exons: 16
Coding region: 453-2753 (766 amino acids)
Biological process (GO): angiogenesis; actin filament bundle assembly; muscle contraction
Cellular component (GO): actin cytoskeleton
Molecular function (GO): actin binding; calmodulin binding; myosin binding
Source: RefSeq, a predicted model, not a curated record
GAUUUCCUGAGCAUGCCUAGGGAAUGACAGGCAUCUCCACAGGCAGGCUGCAUCCACCUUGGCCGGGUGGCGUCAUUGGCUGUCUAUUAGAAAAACUACAGGACAAUGCAUACCACGGCCCGCCGACUGUAAACAUAGGGGCUAUGCGUUCACUUAGCAUGGACUUGUGGGAGGGGCUAAGGAAGGACGGUCUGGAGUUUUAUUGAAUAGAGAGCAGUGUGGAUUAGGCUGCUGCCUGCCUGCCCUCUCGCUGCGCGCUCCUGCUUAAAGAAAUCAGCCCUUCCUUUCCGAUUCAGUCCUGGGGAGAAGUUUCAGCCUACAAGGUAUUGUUGAAACAGUUCAAGAGCAUCAAAUUGAAUUCCACAAGGACUGGUGAUCAACUGGAAGACUCCAACAUCUGGCUGCUUACCUAUCCAGACACUACCUGGUCUUCCUAAACCUGAAACUGCACCAUGGAUGAUUUUGAACGUCGCAGAGAACUUAGGAGGCAAAAGAGAGAGGAGAUGCGACUCGAAGCAGAAAGAAUCGCCUACCAGAGGAAUGAUGAUGACGAGGAAGAGGCGGCCCGGGAACGGCGCCGCAGAGCCCGGCAGGAAAGGCUGCGGCAGAAGCAAGAAGAGGAAGCCUUGGGACAGGUGACCGACCAGGUGGAGGUUAAUGCCCAGAACAGUGUGCCCGAUGAGGAGCCCAAGACAAGCACCACAAAUACCCAGGUGGAAGGUGAUGACGAGGCUGCCCUGCUGGAGCGCCUGGCUCGGCGAGAGGAAAGACGCCAGAAACGCCUUCAGGAAGCUCUGGAGCGGCAGAAGGAGUUUGACCCAACAGUAACCGAUGCUGGCCUGUCACUCCCAAGCAGGAGGAUGCAAAAUGACACGGCAGAAAACGCAGCUGCAGAGAAGGAAGAGAAAAGCAAAAGUCACCAAGAAAGAUAUGAGAUAGAGGAAACAGAAAUAGUCACCAAGUCCUACCAGAGGAAUGACUGGAGGGAUGCUGAAGAAAACAAGAAAGAAGAAAAGGACAAGGAGGAGGAGGAAGGGAAGCCAAAGCAGAGGAGCAGUGGAGAAAAUCAGGUAGAGGCGAUGGCAGAAGAGAAAUCAGAAAGCCAAGAGGAGACAGUGGUGAUGUCCUUGAAAAAUGGGCAGAUAGGUGCAGAAGAGCCCAAAUCAGAGGAGAGGGAACUAGGUUCAGAUGCAAUUCCCCAUAAUGCAAAGACAGAAGAGGAAGACAGGGCAAGAGCUGAGGCAGAAGAAAGGGAAAGAAUCAAAGCCGAGGAAGACAAAAAGAUAGCAGAUGAGCGAGCAAGAAUUGAAGCAGAAGAAAAAGCAGCUGCCCAAGAAAGAGAAAGGAGGGAGGCGGAGGAGAGGGAAAGGAGGGAAGCAGAGGAGNNNNAAAGGAGGGAGGCAGAGGAGAGAGAAAGGAGGGAGGCAGAGGAGAGAGAAAGGAGGGAGGCAGAGGAGAGAAAAAGGAGGGAGGCAGAGGAGAGAAAAAGGAGGGAGGCAGAGGAGGAGAAGGCUAAGAUAGAAGAGCAGAAACUCAACAAGCAGCUAGAAGAGAAAAGACAUAUAUUGCAAGAGACAAAGGUACAAGCAGGAAAGGUAGACGACAAAAGAGAUGGGAAGUGGGUAAAUGAAAAGAAAGUGCAAGAAGAUAAACUGCAGACAUCUGUCCUAAAGAAACAGGAAGAAGAAAGGGGAGCUAAAAUACAAGCCAAAAGAGACAAGUCCCAGGAAGACAAGCCCACCUUCAAAAAGGAAGAGAUCAAAGAUGAGAAGAUUAAAAAGGACAAAGAGCCCAAAGAAGAAAUUAAGAGCUUCAUGGAUCGAAAGAAAGGAUUUACAGAAGUGAAGGCACAGAAUGGGGAAUUCAUGACUCACAAACUUAAACAUGCUGAGAACACUUUCAGCCGCCCCGGAGGACGGCCCGCGGACGCCCGGGAGCCCGACGGCGCGCCCCAGGUGGAGGCUGGCAAGCGGCUGGAGGAGCUUCGCCGCCGCCGCGGAGAGACCGAGAGCGAGGAGUUCGAGAAGCUCAAACAGAAGCAGCAGGAGGCGGCCCAGGAGCUGGAGGAGCUGAAGAAAAAGAGGGAGGAGCGAAGGAAGGUCCUGGAGGAGGAGGAGCAGCGGAGGAGGCAGGAGGAGGCCGACCGCAAGGCGCGAGAGGAGGAAGAGAAGAGGAGACUAAAGGAAGAGAUUGAAAGGCGAAGGGCAGAAGCUGCUGAGAAACGCCAGAAGAUGCCAGAGGAUGGGCUAUCGGAUGACAAGAAGCCGUUCAAGUGUUUCACUCCUAAAGGUUCAUCUCUCAAGAUAGAAGAGCGAGCAGAAUUUUUGAAUAAGUCUGUGCAGAAAAGCAGUGGUGUCAAAUCAGCUCACCAAGCAGCAGUAGUCUCCAAGAUUGACAGCAGGCUGGAGCAGUAUACCAGCGCAAUUGAGGGAACAAAAACUGCCAGACCUCCGAAGCCAGCAGCCUCGGACCUUCCCGUUCCUGCGGAAGGUGUGCGGAACAUCAAGAGCAUGUGGGAGAAGGGCAAUGUCUUUUCAUCCCCGACUGCCGCGGGAACACCAAAUAAGGAAACUGCUGGCCUGAAAGUGGGGGUUUCCAGCCGUAUCAAUGAAUGGCUAACUAAAACCCCAGAUGGAAAUAAGUCGCCUGCUCCCAAACCUUCUGACUUGAGGCCAGGAGAUGUUUCCAGCAAGAGGAACCUCUGGGAAAAGCAAUCUGUGGAUAAGGUCACUUCCCCUACUAAGCAGGUUUGAGACAGUUCAAGGAAGAACCCACGCUCAAGACGCUGGACCAGCUCAGUUGUAGAGGGCUACUUUGCUCUGUUUUAUAUUUAUGUCAGUUUACUAAAGUGGUUUCCUUUUCUUUUGUUUUAUUUUUUCAAUAUCCCAGUAAACCCAUGUAUAUUAUCACUAUAUUUAAUAAUCACAGUCUAGAGAUAUUCAUGGUAAAAGUACUGCCUUUGCACGGGAGCCUGUUUCUAAAGAAAACCAUGCUGUGAAAUAGAGACUUUCUACUGAUCAUCACAACUCUAUGUCUGAACAGUGAUACCAACCACACCGACAUCGAUAAGAGGAGAUUCAAGUUUAAAAUUGCCUGCAGAAUGUGUGCAGUAUCUAGAAAAAUGAACCAUAGUUUUUGUUUUUUUAAAAAUACAGAAGUCAUAUUGUUUCUGCACUUUAUAAUAAAGCAUGGAAGAAAUUAUCUUAGUAGGCAAUUAAUUGUAACACUUGCUGAAAGUAACCGAUUUCAGAUCUGAUAUACUGCAAUAAUGAUUGUCUUUUUUAUAUAAAAAAAAAAGAUGUACUGUUAAGGUAUUACUUUUUUUCAUGCUAAAUUAGAUUAUUAUGUUAGCUGACAGUGGUACUGAUUUUUUUAGGUUGGUUGCUUUGUGGUUGGUAGUGAUAGUAGCCUGAACCACGUUUUAGAUAACCCAAUUAUGUAUGUAUGUAUGUGCAUACACGUAUACAAACACACUAAUGGUAGAAUGCUUUUUUAUGUGCUAGACUAUUAUAUUUCAUAGUAUGUCCUUGCAACUAGCCAAUAUCACCACUUUUAAAAAAUUAAAAAUCACAAUAUUAUAUUAUUUCAUAUUUGCCACUCGAAACAUGGCAGAUAGGUAUUAAUAUGUUUUCAAUGACCCACAACCUGUAAGGAAAAAGUAUUGAAAAAAAAGAAGAGUUAAGAAGUGUCAAAAUGAAUUGAAAUUUUCUCUAAGACAUAGUAUUUAGUUUAUACUUCAAGGCAAUCUUGAAGUCCAA